This is a messenger RNA of Wasmannia auropunctata (little fire ant), 7198 nucleotides long. Its product is annotated as tetratricopeptide repeat protein 28. Bases 97 to 6324 code for a protein of 2075 amino acids. NCBI's taxonomy places the organism in Eukaryota, Metazoa, Arthropoda, Insecta, Hymenoptera, Formicidae. Gene Ontology annotation, molecular function: protein binding. The transcript has 15 exons. The record is from RefSeq and is a predicted model, not a curated record.
GUUCAAUCCGCACGUUUCAAUCCGGGGCCCGAUCCUCAUGCCAGCACGCCGCAGAUGAUGCCCAUGCCAGAGGAUGCUACUAGCUCGUCUUAAGCAAUGUCUCAUAGGGAUAUCUCUGAGGUGGAGCCCGAAGGUACGUCGGCCUUGGCCGCUGGAUCGAGGGCAUUAUUCUUAGAGACGGUGCGCAGGAGUAACACGGCGUGCCAGAAUGGGGAUUACGCACUGGCCGCGACACUGUACACGGAAGCUCUCGCCUUGGAUCCCCUCAGUCACGUAUUGUACUCAAACAGAUCGGCCGCCAGGCUCAAAAUGGGAUUAUUCGCACUCGCGUUGCAAGACGCUGUCAGAGCUACCGAGCUGAGUCCGCAGUGGCCAAAGGCGUACUACCGGCAGGGAGUAGCACUGCAAUGCCUAGGACGUCACGGAGAGGCACUCGUUGCCUUCAGCACGGGAUUAGCUCACGACGCGUCGAAUCAUCAACUGUUGUCAGGCUUGGUAGAGGCGUCCCUGAAGUCUCCGCUGCGACCGACGUUGGAGCCGACGUUCCAACAGUUGCGCGCGAUGAAGCUCGACGAGUCUCCGUUCGUCGUUAUAUCCGUGGUCGGUCAAGAGCUGCUCGGAGCCGGGCAGUACAGGGCGGCCGCUGGCGUGCUGGAAGCCGCGCUCACCAUCGGCUCGUGCAGCUUGAAAUUGAGGGGCUCCGUAUUCUCGGCUCUGUCCAGCGCGUACUGGGCACUGAACUCUUUGGACAAGGCGAUCAAUUACAUGCAGCAGGAUCUGGGAGUGGCGCGUUCCCUGGGGGACACGCAGGGCGAGUGCAGAGCCCACGGCAAUCUGGGCUCCGCUUAUUUCAGCAAGGGCAGCUUCAAGGAGGCUCUGACGGCUCAUAGGUAUCAACUUGUUCUAGCCAUGAAGUGCAAAGACACGCAGGCGGCGGCAUCGGCCUUGACCAGUCUGGGACACGUCUACACGGCGAUCGGCGAUUUGCCGAACGCUCUGGCCUCCCACAAGCAGUGCGUGCAAUUGGUGAAGCAGAUGGGCGAUCGACUGCAGGAGGCCCGCGAGAUCGGCAACGUCGGGGCGGUCUAUUUGGCGAUGGGGGAGUUCGAAAGCGCUGUCGACUGCCACACGCAGCACCUGAGGAUAGCCAGACGACUGGGUGAUCGCGUGGAGGAGGCGAGGGCCUUCAGUAACUUGGGAUCGUCUCAUCACUAUCGUAGAAAUUUCGGGCAGGCGAUGGCUUAUCACGAGAACGUUUUGAGAAUAGCUCAGGAGCUCGGAGACAGAGCGAUCGAGACCAGAGCUUACGCGGGAUUAGGUCACGCCGCUAGAUGUGCAGGUGACUUGGCGCAAGCGAAGCUCUGGCAUCAGAGACAGCUCGACGUCGCGUUGGUGACGAAAGACAAGGUGGCCGAGGGACGAGCCUGCAGCAAUCUAGGCAUAGUGUACCAACUGCUCGGCGAGCACGACGCCGCCUUGAAAUUACAUCAGGCACACUUGGGAAUCGCGAGAUCGUUAGGAGACAAGGCCGGUAUGGGUAGAGCGUACGGAAACAUCGGCAAUGCUUACAACGCCUUGGGUUAUUACGAACAAGCCAUCAAGUACCACAAACAGGAAUUAACGAUAAGCAAAGAGGUAAACGAUCGCAGCUCAGAAGCCAGCACGCACGGAAACCUGGCGGUCGCCUAUCAGGCGGUGCAAGGCCACGAAGCGGCAUUGAGGCACUACCGGGCUCACUUAGCUAUAGCGCGCGAAUUGAAGGACACGGCUGGUGAGGCGUGCGCCCUGCUGAAUCUCGCCAAUUGCCUCUCUUCGCGCGGUAGAUUCGAGGAGGCGGUGCCAUAUUACGAGCACUAUCUGAUGUUGUCGCAAGAAUUGCACGACGUUGAGGGAGAGGCUAAAGCGUGCCAUUUCCUGGGAUACGCUCACUACUGCCUGGGAAAUCAUCGGGAGGCGGUCAGAUACUACGAUCAGGAUUUAGCGCUAGCGAAGGACUUGCAGGAUAAAUCCGGGAUGGGUAGAGCUUACUGCAAUCUGGGAUUGGCCCACUUGGCGCUGGAAAAUCUGGACACCGCAUUGGAAUGUCAAAAAUAUUAUUUGGCGAUUGCACACAUGACCAAACAUCUGGCCGGCAAGUUUCGCGCUCUCGGAAAUAUCGGCGAUUGUUUGUUACGCAUGGGAGAGGUCGACGAAGCUAUCAAGAUGCACCAACGUCAGUUGAAUUUGGCACGUCAAGCGGCCGAUCGUUGCCUGGAAGCGGCUGCCUACGGCGCAUUGGGGAUCGCUCAUCGAGCUACGAAGAAUUUGGACAAGGCUCUCGGUUUUCACACGCAGGAAUUAACUCUGAGACAGGAAGCCAGUGACUUGCGCGGCGAGUGCAGGGCACACGGAAACCUGGGCGCUGUGCAUAUGGCACUGGGACAGUACACUCAUGCGGUCAAGUGUUAUCAAGAACAAUUGGAGAGGGCGAAGGAACUAGCGGAUUCUGGAGUUGAAGCUCAAGCAUUAGGAAAUUUGGGCAUAGCUAGGCUUAAUAUGACGCAUUACGAGGACGCUAUCGGUUAUUUCGAGCAACAGUUAGCAACUUUAGAACCGCUAACUACCGGCACCGCUUUACUCGACAAAGCUCGAGCUCUCGGAAAUUUGGGAGACUGUUACGAGGCCUUGGGCGAUCUGGAAGAAGCUAUUAAGUGCCACGAACAGCAACUGACAGCCGCUACGAAAUUGAAAAGCAUAAGAGAUCAGGAGAGAGCGUACAGGGGAUUGGGAAGAGCACGCGAGGCUACCGGAAAUUUACAAGAAGCCUUGGUAUGUUUCGAGAAGAGAUUAGUGGCCGCUCAUGAAGUGGACAGUCCCGAGGCGAGAGGUGCUGCCUACGGUGAUCUAGGCAGAGUACAUGCCGCGUUAGGAAAUCACGAGCAAGCCGUCAGUUGUCUGUCGCACCAAUUGGCCCUCGCUCGCGGACUCGGCGAUAAAGCGGCCGAGGCCGAAGCCGCCAGCGGUUUGGGAGCGGUACACCUUCUGAUGGACGAUCCGAAUUCGGCGUUACGUCACCAUCAGUUGGAGCUGUCGAUCGCCGAGGGUCUGGACGCUGCCGGAUUGCAAGCGCGCGCAUGUGCCAAUCUGGGAGUGACUCAGGAGACGUUGGGACAAUACGAGGAAGCUAUAAGGUUGCAGGAACAGUCGUUGAGCCUUGCGGCCGCGGCGGGCGAUCAACCCGCCCGAGCGGCGGCUUUCGCGAGUCUAGGUCGACUCCAUCAUCUGUGCGGGGAUCUGCCGCGCGCUCUAAGCUAUCUGCAGUCUGGUCUGUCCUUGUCCGAGGGCCUGGGCAGGCGGGAAGAAGCCGCCAGGCUGCGGCACAGACUUGGCCUCGUGCACUGGGAGACCGGAGAGGCGAUCAUCUCCGUCGAACACUUGGAGAAGGCCGCGAAUCUCUUGGAAUCGUUAGACGGAACUUCCAUGUCCCUUUCUUGCGGUCAACCCAAUCGAGCCGAGUUGCUAUCGGAAACGUACAGAAUGUUGCAAAAGGUACUAAUCAGUCUAAAUCGGGCCGAAGAGGCUCUGAAUUGGGCGGAGAGAUCCAGACGAUCCAAGAGCAAUUCCCUGGACGACGCGGCUCACUAUUCCGAGAUUAUUGAUCGACAGCGCGGAGUUAUCCUGUACUACAGCGAGGUGGGAUGUGAAUUGCAUGCGUGGUGCUUAGCGCCAGGACGUGGACUGUUACGAUUCCACUCUACCACAUUGGACGACGGGGUAGGUCUGGAGAAGAGAGUCCUACAAGCGCGCGAAGCGCUGCUGGACGAGAGCAACGAGCUUGUCGAGGAAUCCACCAAAAUCCCGUCGAGGGGUCAUCACUUGAACGCCAGUUCCUACAGUUUGAGCAGCCUCUUCAGCGUCGGCUCCGUGAGCUCCCGCGCCGGAAGCGCCCGUUGGGGACGAGGUGCGAAAGGACCUACGUGGCAGGCGCCGCUGCCGAUACAGGUGCUCUACGAUCUUCUCCUUGCCCCGUUCGAGGAUCUGCUACCGCCGCCGCGAAAGGAGCUGAUCAUGGUGGUGGAGAAGUCUCUCUACUUGGCGCCGUUCCCGGCUUUGCAGUCCAAUCCAGGCGAGGAUUAUCUGUGCGAGAGAUUUUCGUUGUUGGUGGUGCCGUCUCUUGCGGCGCUCAGAAAGAGAUCGAAAACACCUGUGCUGGAGGGCGGUGCUACCGUAGCCGCGCUCGUCGCCGGAAAUCCUGUUCUGCCGGAGGACAUUCGAGAGGAGUACGGUUGGGUCGAGAGCGUCGCCUCCACCGAGACCGAGUCGGAAAUAGUCGCCGAAUUAUUGGAGGCUCGCGCAAUGACUGGAAUGGAAGCUACCAGAUCGGCGGUUCUGCGGUCUCUACCGGAUGCGGAGUGCGUUCACCUGACGGUGCCGGUCUUCUGGAGUAACGGCAGCCUAGCGUUCUCGCCCGAUCAGUGCGAGGAGCCGUCCGAGAGGCCGGAGUACCUGAUAAGCCAAUCGGAUUUACUCAGGCUGAAGAUGUCCGCUCGCCUGGUGGUCGUGUCCAGCGGUAACAGUUGGAGCAACGUAGAUUGCACGAACGCCACAUCGGACGGUAUACAGAAUCUCGCCAAAACUUUGUUGAGCGCGGGCGCGCAAUGUGUUCUCAUUGGGAUGUGGGCAGUACCACCGACCGCCGGCAGCAUCUUGUUACGGGCAUUCUACAGCGCGAUGUUGCAGGGCGCGAGAGCGUCACGUGCAUUGGCCGAGGCGAUGCAGACCGUUCAGCAUACCAGACACUUUGCUCAUCCCGCUAACUGGGCCGGUUGGCUGCUUAUCGGCGGAGACGCAAGAUUGUCCAACAAGGUCGCGCUCAUGGGUCAAGCGCUGGCGGAAUUAUUGCGAGGCGGUCCCGAGCAGAGCAGGGACGCGCUGCGAGUGACGCUUCAUCUGGUAGAGAAAUCGUUGCAGAGAAUUCAUCGUGGGCAGAAGAACGCGAUGUACACGACUCAGCGUAGUAUCGAGAACAAGGUGGGCGCGGCCACCGGUUGGCGAGAGCUCCUCAUGUCCGUGGGAUUCAGAUUCGAGCCGGCCGGCAACGGCAUACCGUCCUCCGUGUUCUUCCCGCAAAGCGAUCCCGAGGAAAGACUGACGAGAUGCAGCGCCAGCUUGCAAGCUCUACUAGGAUUAGGUCAAUCGUCGUUGCACGCUUUGGCUAGGCUCUUACAAGCGCCAGAAGCUGCGGAAGACGUAAUCGCUGCCAUGAGAAGAGCCAGCUGCGCCACGGAAGGACAAGAAGUUAUAUUGCCCGUACACGUUUGGAGAGCGUCAGGAUCACACGAGCUGUUCGCUAGCUUAGGCUUCGACUUGAUGGAAGUCGGGCAAUCGGAAGUGAUACUGAGAACAGGCAAGCAAGCCUCACGUAGAGCCGUUCAGUUUGCUCUUCAAGCUCUUCUCGCAUUAUUCGACACGCAGGAAGCACCUAAAAGUCUCAGCUUGGAUUCGGGCAGUUCAAUGGAGAGUUUAGCUUCCGUUGCCCAUACCGAGAAAAACGGCCUGGUAGAACGGCCACGAUUGGGAGGAGCUUUCGCAAGUUACGUACGACAUCGUGGCGAACCAGACGGGAAAACCAUGGAACCACCGAACGUCUUGAUACCGGCACGACAACCAUGUCAAAAUGGUGGAGGUGAAUCAGACGUGGCAUUUACACCUAGUCCUCCUGUGGCGCUUAACUUGAACCAUCAGGCCCGUAUCCGGAAUCUCUAUCCCGAUCAGAAUCUGGUGAGGCCCGGCUCGAGCUCGAGUAGCUCGGUGACAGAUUGGGACAACGGCCACGCCACCGUGUUGAGACGGCAGCCGUUGCCGCCGUUGCCGGCCAACGUGCUGGAGAGGUUGAGCGUGAGGACGGAGAUCGACACGAGUUCGUCGAGGAAGUCGCGGCAUUCCGCGACGGCGAACGAGGACAUCUGCGGCGCGCAGACCGACGUGACGCAGCCCACGGAGACGCAUCCGCAAAACCUGAGGAACCUGGCUACUUCCCUGACAAGCCUGACGCGCGAGCUCACGCCCACGAUCUCGGAGGUGUACCACGAGCGCAAUCUGGGGCUGGGUCUCGCGCCGUCCCUGUCGAAGCUGCUGGAGGAGGUGAGCGCCGUGUCCGAGAACGAGGAGUCGCAGACGGCGAAGACGACGGUGGGGGGCCACGGUCAGACGCAGAAUUGGAUGCAGAACGAGCCGGAGCUCUGCCGGAGGGACGAGGCCGACGGUAGAUCCAUCGCGGAGUCGCAGUGCAGCGCCGCCAGUUCGAAUAAAAUACCUCGGAAAGCACCCGCGCCACCGAUAUAGAUUAUUUAUAUUUAUAAGUUAAAGCGGAGUAUAGUACUGGGUACCAAAGAAUGGGAGACACAUCGGGAGUACGUGGGUCGUCGCCUUUUGCAGUCACGGCAGGAUCGGCAGUAAACGAUCGACGGCGAAGGGCGCGUAUUCACUUGCCAAUAUAUUUCUUGGUAUUCAAGAUGAAACCCUGAAAGUAUAUACACUCUAGGAACCAUAAAUGCUUUAAUACUCUUCUAAAUGCACAUAUUUGCAUACAUGUCCAUUUUUUUUCAUAUGCCGCGGAGAGCUCGCGAGAUGCAACGAGAUCUAUAUAUAACGUACAAGGACGAAGUAAUCUCGCUAAUAAGCGCUAAUAUGCUCAAGUAGUCAGUUCGUAGAGUUCGGAUGUUUAAUGAACUGAAAGAAUCAACUUAUCUACAUAUUUCGCUCUCAAUUAUGAUUUUAUCUGUCUAGAUGUAAUACAACAAAUAAUAUCAGCUGCACAUCCGAGCUCUAUUACUUCGACUAUCAUGUUUCUUACAAAUCACGCGUUCUAAGUAGAGAACGCGGUUCUCAAAUCAGAUUGACAUUCUAUACUACGUUUAUACUUCGCAAAACACACACACAUGCACACAUAUACAAAAAUACGUAUUAUAUUUAAGAGAAAUGUGUUAGAUGAAUUCAUCUGUUAAAGCUUGUCACGAAGGAAAAUUGUGUUACUCGUGUAUUUUACUAAAUUGUUAAUCUGAAAAUUCUUGGCAAAGCGAUAAAAAAAAGACAAUAAAAAUCAUGUAAUGUUAGUCUUAUCGAUAAUAUACAUACGUGAAUAUUGAAAACGGUAAAAAUUCUAAAAGGUAUUAACAUCAACUUUUACUAUGUUACAAAUGUCUCUGCGUGUAGUAAC